This is a messenger RNA of Ylistrum balloti, 1287 nucleotides long. RefSeq lists its product as uncharacterized. The transcript is spliced from 2 exons. Bases 1 to 1287 code for a protein of 428 amino acids. NCBI's taxonomy places the organism in Eukaryota, Metazoa, Mollusca, Bivalvia, Pectinida, Pectinidae. The record is from RefSeq and is a predicted model, not a curated record.
AUGAAAACACAAAAUGACAGCAGAGAGACUGCUAUUGAAAUUUUCGUAAAUUUGAUUGAACAGUUGCGAUCAAUAUCGGAUGUGAAAUUGGAGCGUAUACGGGACGCACAGUUCAAUGAUGCAGGUGUCCAAAAAGCACUCGUAUAUACAAAGUAUGGUUGGCCAGAAAAAGAAACUUGUGUGGAUGUACCAGCACGAGAAUACUUUGCAUCACGAGGAGAACUUUCAGUGUCUAAUGGUUUGCUUUUAUACCGUGAUCAAGUUGUUGUUCCAGAAGAACUACGUACAGAGAUUAUGGAAAAUCUCCACGAAGGUCACAUGGGCAUUGAGAAAUGUCGUGAACGCGCUAGAACAACUGUAUGGUGGCCUGGCCUUACCAAGUACAUUCUGGCAAAAGUAGACUCUUGUCAAUUCUGUCAAGACCACAAACCUACCCAAAGGAAAGAACCAUUGAAAGUAACGGAACUACCGUUAAGACCGUGGCAAAAAGUGUCUGCCGAUUUGUUUGAUCACAAGGGGAAAAACUACCUCAUCGUAACUGACUAUUAUUCCCGAUACAUUGAAAUCGCAUAUCUACAGAACAUUACGAGUAGUCAAGGAAAUGGUGAGGCAGAGAGUGGUGUAAAAAGAGCUAAGCGUAUUCUAGACCAAGAUGAUGUGUUCAUUGCACUUAUGGCAUAUCGAGCAACACCUAUCGUCGCGACUGGUUCGAGCCCGAGCCAGUUGAUUAUGGGUAGACAAAUUCGUACUACAGUGCCAGUCGUCGAGAAGAAAUUAGUUCCAAAAUGGCCGAAUGCAAAGAAUGUAAGGAAACGGGAUACAGAAUAUAAACGCUGUUAUGCCUAUCAUUACAACCGUCGACAUGGUGUACGAGAUUUACCCGAUCUGGACAUUGGUGAUGAGGUCAAGGUCAAACUAGAUGGCGAAAAAAUCUGGUCCGCGAAGGGAGUCGUAGAAGAGGCGAAUCCUGAAAUUAGGUCAUACCGUGUCAGAACGCCAAAGGGGGUAUACCAACGAAAUCGUAGACAUUUACAGUUAAUUGCCCCAGAUGACGUCAGAAUUACUCCGACGUACGAUAAAUUGUUGUCAGGUGAUCUUAACGUCACACCGAGGAAAACUGUUCCGUCAGCAGUCUCAACACCACAUGUGAAGUCGUCAACGUCAACACCACCAGCUCCAAUUGUAGACAAGUCAAUGUCACCUACUGAUGUUUCGGACAACACAUACACCCGUCCAAAGAGGUUGACCAAACUUCCUACGAGGCUGAAAGACUAUGAGGUCACAUGA